UAAAUCCAAGUAUUAACUUGACCUACUAAUUACUGUCGUCACCCAUCGCCUCCUCCUUUCAGUCGCACGCGGAGCUCCCAGACAUGCGCAGUGGUUUCCACUAAGCGGGAGAUGAUUGUGUCUAAUCGUCAAUAAUAGAAUUUCGCUACAUAAAUCAUAAGAUUUGGCGACAUGUAAAAUCAGCAGCGCUUCACUUUCACAGACGGUGGAAACUUCGUCCAACUUUUAGCGUCACUUGGAAAGGAAGCUUAAAGGAAGAGUAAAGGGAGGAGGAGAAGUUUGUGAAGGAGGAGAAGAUGGAGGAAUGAGAGGAGGAGAUGAAGAAGAGGAGGACAGAGAGCUGAACGCUAACCCGCUGCAGAACCACAUGAGGGUCCAGCUACCCAGCACCAUGAGCAGGAAGGACGGCCAGCUGGAGGGUCGCCUUGACGACCUCCUGUCACGCAUCGCCAUGGAGACGCAGGAGAUCAAAGAGCUGGAGCAGCAGCUGACCAGCAAUCAGAUUCUGGCCAACGAAGCGCUGCAGAGGGAUCUGCAGGAGGCGACUACUGGACUGCAGGACUACCUGAGAGGGCUGAGGCAGCAGGCCCGGCGGUCUCAGCAGCAGGUCCAUGUUCUUCAGACGGAAAACCAGAGCCUGCGGCGCCUCCUGCAGGACUCCCACAGACACUGCAGGAUGGUGCAGGACCCUCAGGAGGAGCUGUCUGCCCUGUGGACGGAGGUUCAGGCUCUGAGGGUCCGACAGGCAGAGCUGGAGGCGGAGCUUCAGCAGCUGAGGGCGGAGCCAGCCCACCAGGUCCAACUGGACCAGUUUUACCCGACCCGAUUACAGCUGGAGCGGCUUCCCGACAGUCUACCAGAACCAAAGAACCAGACGGAACCACAGCAUGGAGCCAGUUCUACAGACUCUCUGAGCGCCGAGCGGGUCCACGGGUCGGCCCACCAGAACCGGACCGGCAGGCAGGAGGUCCGACCGGGCCAGAACCAGACAGUGGAGCAGAACCUGGCUCCCAGUCUGGCCUCUCAAGGGACUCAGGACUCCGGUUUGGAGCUGCAGUAUCUCAGUUCUCCCGACAGGGGGCGACAUCAGGAAGCGCUUCCUUCAGGAGGACGAAUUCGUCCAACACCCCAUGACCCGACUAAAGUUGUCUCUGCUGGUACCUCCCAAAGUUUUCCAGCAGGGGGCAGGAUGUCAAGGCGCAGAGAAAAGCAGGGAGGCAGAUGUGUGUCAGACUGCCUGGAAGAGAAGAAGAUGCAACGGUCCCUGCGGCGACACAGGAGUGUGCUGCAGGUGUGUGAUGAGCUGGUGUGUUUGGAGGAAACUCUGGUGCAGAGACGGGCGGAGCUUCGCCAGGCCGACCGGCUGCUGCUGGAGGCUCAGAACUGCCGCCGGACAGCCAGGAGAGACGCUGACUCGCUGCAGUACCAACUGGACGACAGCGCCACCUGUCUGCUGGAGGCCACAGGGCACCUCAGGGAGCUGCAGGAUGGGGCGGAGCUGCUGAGGAGGAAGAGGGAGGAAGAGGAGCGGCGACUCAGGAAGAUGGAGGAGCAACUGAGGAGCCGACAGGAGGGGCUGCAGCAGGUGGAGUCAAAGGUCACCAGAGCUGCAAAUAGACUAGCUGAUCUGCUUUCAGACUGUCGGGAGGCUCGGGAGCGCCUGGACUCUCUCACCUGUCAGGAGCAGCACAGCGUCUGGCUGCCAAGAGGCAGCAGAGAGCUGGAGGACCGGAGGAGACGUACUAACAGGUCUGGGACCAGAACGUCCUGUCCGCCCUUCAUCAUCUAAGGGGGCGGAGCUACAGAAGAAGAUGGA
Molecule: messenger RNA, 1816 nt
Organism: Gambusia affinis (western mosquitofish)
Lineage: Eukaryota; Metazoa; Chordata; Actinopteri; Cyprinodontiformes; Poeciliidae
Product: centriolin-like
Exons: 16
Coding region: 305-1789 (494 amino acids)
Source: RefSeq, a predicted model, not a curated record